AUGAAGACUGCCGUUCUAUUGCUACUAGCCAUCUCACACAAUACAACUGCAUGGAUUCAGUGUAGUAGAGCUGGUAGACUAGCUCAUUCCUCUACGUAUGCUUUAUCUGACGAUUAUCUAGAGAAUGAUUUGGUUGCAGUGAAACCGGACAAAGACGAUGAUUCUUCGAGUAAAUCCCGACUUUGUGUCGUGAAACCAGACAAUACCGUGGUGCCUCUUUGCCGACAUGAAGACGACGUUGAAACCGAUCUAUUCAUUGAUCCUCGAUGUUACGAAGAGGAAUUUUGGGGGAAGGUUGAAGAUGAAAGUGUGGUCGGAAGCUAUGGUGAAGGUUGGUAUGGGCAAAGGCCGGUUCCAAGUUUGGGAGGUGGACCUGGAUAUGGAGCUGAAGCUCAAGAAAUUUGGAGCGUUGAUGAAGAUUUGCUUAUACAAUUAGAAGAAGAAAAUGUCGACCUGCCAGUACUGGAUAUGGGAAUUGCCCAUGGUGAAAAAGCAAGAGGCGGCGCCUUCUAG
Cylindrotheca closterium is the source of this 513-nucleotide messenger RNA. NCBI's taxonomy places the organism in Eukaryota, Bacillariophyta, Bacillariophyceae, Bacillariales, Bacillariaceae. The record is from the annotation of a GenBank genome assembly.